UUUGAUAAAACUGAUCAAGAUAUUACGAAAUAUAAACGGAAUAUAUUGAUAAACAACAAUUAUGAUUCAGGACACACGUAUUGUUAAUUAACCUGUUUUAAAGUCGGUUAUACAUUUAGUAACUUAAAGUUGAUGGUGUAUCUUUUGUGAAUAUUUACAUUGUUGUUUCUGUGUACCUUGUAAAAAUUAGAUUUUAAGCAUAAAGAAUAUGACUAGUCCGCUGUCGCCUGCCAAAGUUCCCGAGGAUGUUGACACUAAACCAAUAUCUAAACCUUUCACAGAAAGUGGGAAAUGUAAAGAUGAAGUCACAUUAAAAUUUGACGAUGGACAAGUACUCUUUGUGUCACAACAUUUCUUAAUUUUGGCGUCGCCGGUGUUUGAAGCGAUGUUCCGUGGGGAUUUCAAGGAAAAUCAAACAAGGAAUGUUGACAUGAAAGAAAAGAAAUAUGACGACAUUUUAGAGUUUCUAAUGUGCAUUCACCCUGGAACGACUACAACUGUUAACAGUGACAAUGUUCUGGAUAUAAUGCCUAUUGCUGAAGAAUAUCAGGUCGCACGUAUCUUAUACCAAUGUAAAAAAUGCCUGAAAAAGUGGCUCAACGAUGAACUUGAGACAGCACGUAGGGGACAGUCUAUUGAUGAUUUCGUGAUACCGGCUCGAAACUGUUUAUAUAUCCUUAAAACAAUCACAAUGUUUAACUACAGUGAGCUGAUUAAACAUUGCGUUCGAGUGGUAUCUCAAUUCGGGCAUAGGAUAUAUUUUGGCUCAUAUUCCCCAAAUACCAUCGCAGUUCAUGAGUUAAAAAGUCGAAUUUCUGACAAAGGGAAGCCAACUUCUGUCGAAGAAAUUAUCAAUGAAUGUACAGAGAUCUUCAAAAGUCUACAACCCGAUUUGAAGUAUGACGUCCUUGCUCGGAGAUUGGCUCUUUACCCCGAUAAUGACAUCAGCAUCCGUUCCCGUAGGACAUUUUCCCGAUACAACUCCCGAUAUCGCUCCCGCGUUUUUGACCACUAUGACUCCGAUGAAUACCGCUACCAUGGCGACCCCCGCAACCGUUCCCGCUCCCACGAACGUUCCCGCUCCCGUUCCCGCUCCCGCUCCCGUAGCUCAAGCGACAGUUAAAGGUCCAGGGACAACUCAAGAGACUAACACAGAGACUGCGAUUGCCCCCACUCCUAAUUCCCACCCCUUUCUCUCCGAUGUACAGACAAUCUAAGACGUGGAUCAAGCCAUCAAAAAUAUGAGUCAGUCCUUUCUUAAUGUCAGUCAAACAAGAGAAAACUUAGUUUAAAAUGUAACUAUAGUUAAGGAUGUUUUUUUUUUUAAAUUUGACUUAAUUCUCAAUGAAGCACAUCUGUGAUUAAAGUGCUAUCCAUCAAGUGUGUGCUCUUUAUCUUUUAUUUUGUGUUGUUAUUUCUUAUAGAUGGAAAGAUUCUUUUUAUUAUUUUUCUUGUAUAAUAAAGCUUUUUAAAAAAAUCUU
Messenger RNA from Ruditapes philippinarum (Manila clam), 1481 nucleotides. RefSeq lists its product as uncharacterized. The record is from RefSeq and is a predicted model, not a curated record. The transcript has 2 exons. Gene Ontology annotation, molecular function: protein binding. Bases 209 to 1123 code for a protein of 304 amino acids. Lineage: Eukaryota; Metazoa; Mollusca; Bivalvia; Venerida; Veneridae.